Molecule: messenger RNA, 5623 nt
Organism: Engraulis encrasicolus (European anchovy)
Lineage: Eukaryota; Metazoa; Chordata; Actinopteri; Clupeiformes; Engraulidae
Product: MYND-type zinc finger-containing chromatin reader ZMYND8-like
Exons: 20
Coding region: 997-4650 (1217 amino acids)
Biological process (GO): regulation of DNA-templated transcription
Cellular component (GO): nucleus; cytoplasm
Molecular function (GO): protein binding; transcription corepressor activity
Source: RefSeq, a predicted model, not a curated record
ACACACACACACACACACACACACACACACACACAGGGACUCCAUUUGGAACUGUAGUUUCCACUGGUUGUCACUGGGGGCACGGUUAUCCUGGGGGAGAGGGAGGGAGCAAGAAGCCCAGAGAUCCCACUGUGUUUAAAUGGCUGUAACUGGAUUUGCGGUCAGUGAUUUAAGUUGCCUGUAUUGUUCUGGGUGCUUCAGAUCAUAGUUCAGAGUUCUGAGCUAGUUCUCCUGAAGAAAACCUAUUGUUGUAACAUGUGUGGAGGUUGUCUGCGUUGACUGGUCUUCAUGCUAAUCAUCAAGUCCCUGUUUCUGUCAUUGCCUUAACACCUAGUCAAGCCGCUAUUGGAGUGUGGUGGAGAGCUUGAUGAAAGCUGAGAUUGGCUCUUGCUUCAGUGUGACCUUUGGACUUGGUUGAGAGGUCAAAGUGGUUAGGUGAAAGUGGAGUGGCACAGGGCUAAGGACCACUCCAUUCAGGUCCUCUCAGUGUGGAUAUUCAUUAGGCAACGUUUUUUGGAGUUAAGGCAAGAUUCCAGGAAGAUGUUCUUUAAUCUUCAUGGUCAUCAACCAACAAAACUGCUGGGAAUUAAAGGGGCGCUGUGUCUUUCCUGAACAAAAAUACCAAACGGUUCAUCUCUAGUACAUCUCUGUGGGCACACAGCAAAUGAUGAUAAAAUCCAGCAAGCAACCAGCAUGGAGGCUGAAUUUAUGUACAGGCGGGCGGGAGGGUGUGACUGACCUGUGUAGAAAUGAAAAGGUGGAGGAGGGGGAGACGGAUGCUCGAAGAGCGUCAUUCUGUUUGGGGGGAGGAAAGGAAAGGGCCUCUCUCCUCUUCUCUCCUCCCUGCUUGUGGUAUCAAAAAGGGGUCCAGGAUUAUAGGGCAAAACUGGAGCAAUUUCAUUUGUUUUGGGGUUUUCUUGUUCAUAGAUCUCAAAUGGAUGUUAUUCUGCAUGUAUUUGUUUGGCUGAGGAGGAGAUAAAGCCGGAGCCAGAUGUGAUGGAGGGGAUGGACAUGUCUAUUCAACCCAAAGUCCCCGCAUUGGAGCCGGGGUCUGCAGAGAAAGCCCUGGUUGCACAGAAGCGUAAGCUCCCCAGCCCCCAACACUCCUCCAAUGGACACUCUCCCUCUGCUGCGACCGUCACGGCCACCGCCACUGUAACGUCCACGUCCACGUCCACCUCCCCUAGCCCCAUCAAGAAGAAGAAGAAACCUGGCAUCAUCAACACCGGCAACAAAGACCAGUCUGAACUAAGGCAUGGUCCCUUUUACUAUGUGAAGCAGCAGCAGCAGCAGCCCUCGUCACUGCUCACCUCAGAUGUUGCUGUUGAUGUUGUACCGCAGGACGGCCGUAACGACUUCUACUGCUGGGUGUGCCACCGCGAGGGCCAGGUGCUCUGCUGUGAGCUCUGCCCGCGCGUCUACCACGCCAAGUGCCUGAAACUGGCCGCCGAGCCCGAGGGCGACUGGUUCUGCCCUGAGUGUGAGAAAAUAACGGUAGCAGAAUGCAUCGAGACACAGAGCAAAGCCAUGACGAUGUUGACACUAGAGCAGCUCUCUUAUCUGCUGAAGUUUGCCCUUCAGAAGAUGAAGCAGCCUGGGACAGAGCCGUUCCAGAAGCCUGUUUCUCUGGAGCAGCAUCCAGACUACGCGGAGUACAUCUUCCACCCCAUGGACCUCUGCACACUAGAGAAGAACAUGAAGAAGAAAAUGUACGGUUGCACAGAAGCCUUUCUGGCAGACGUGAAGUGGAUUCUACACAACUGUAUAAUUUACAAUGGAGGCAACCAUAAACUGACGGCAACAGCUAAAGUGAUUGUGAAGAUCUGUGAGCACGAGAUGAGUGAAAUUGAAGUCUGUCCAGAGUGCUACUUGUCAGCUUGCCAAAAGAGGGACAACUGGUUCUGUGAACCAUGUUGCCAACCUCAUCCCUUGGUGUGGGCCAAGCUCAAAGGAUUUCCCUUCUGGCCCGCCAAAGCCCUGAGAGAGAAGGACGGACAAGUGGAUGCCCGCUUCUUUGGCCAGCAUGACAGGGCAUGGGUGCCCAUCAACAACUGCUACCUGAUGUCCAAGGAGAUCCCCUUCUCCGUGAAGAAGACCAAGAGCAUCUUCAACAGCGCCAUGCAGGAGAUGGAGGUGUACGUGGAGAACAUCCGCAAGAAGUUUGGCGUCUUCAAUUACGCUCCAUUCCGCACGCCGUACACGCCCAACAAUCAGCUGCAGAUGCUGCAGGACCCCUCCAACCCCGCCGGCGGCACCGUCCGCCUGGACAAGCAGGAGAAGAUCAAGUUCAGCUUCGACAUGACGGCCUCUCCCAAGAUGCUCUUGGGCAAGAGCAUGAUGUCGGGGCCCGGGGGCAGCGCUGCCGCGGCCGGCAGGAGGAUCUCCAUGAGCGACAUGCCGCGCUCCCCCAUGAGCACCAACUCCUCCGUCCACACGGGCUCGGACGCGGAGCCGGACUCAGCUGACAGGGGGGCGCGGAUACCGCACUACAGCACCGGGGAGGACUCCAUGGACUACACGGCAUCUCCAGCUUCCAAGAUGGGAGUUAUGAACAGCACAGACAGCCCCAAGACCAUCAAGCAGGAGAGGGGACCAACUGGUGGAAUCCUCAACCUCAACUUGGACCGGAUCAAAGCGGAGAUGGACCUAAAGGAGUUAAGUGAAUCCGUACAGCAGCAGCAGCAACAGCAGCAGCAGUUACAGGGGACACCAACGCGGCUCAGCUCUGCCAGGAGACCCCUCCGCAGCCUGGACAAGACUAUUGAGAACUGCAAGGCCCAGCUUGGAAUUGAUGAGCUCUCCGAAGACGUCUACCGCAAUGUGGAGCACAGCGACUCUGAGGACUCUGACAAGUCGGACUCCAGCGACAGCGAGUACAUGAGUGACGAGGACCAGAAGCCCAAGGGCCACGCUGGCUCAGCCAACAGCGCCGCCGCUAACGCCACCACUGACAAGGAGUCCAAGCGGAAGAGCCGCACCGCCUCUAUGGAGAGGCCGGAGAGGAACGGGGGACUGCUCGGCGGAGGGUCAUCAACGACGGGUGUAGCAGCUGGGACGCUGGGCCGAGUGGACAAGUCUGGAGCUGUGGAGGGCUCUAUGGUCAAGAAGGAGAAACAGCAGCAGCACCACAACAGCAGCAGCAGAACGGAAAAGGAUGAGAAGCCUCGGGGAGCAUCACUGCCUCAGCAGCCGCAAAAGGCAGAGGCUAAAGCUGCAUCCAGUGCAGCCGGUGCAGAUGUGGACUCUGACUCAGAUAAGGAGCUGGUCAUCGACCUCGGGGAGGAGUCGGGAAGAGACAGGAAGAGAGCCAGGAGGGAGGCUCCGACAGCCCCCGCCAUCAACAGUAAAGCUCCCUCGUCCAGCCACCCAGCAUCCUCCUCCUUCUCUGCUGAAAACACCUCCUCAAGCACCCCCGCCGGUGGUGUGAAAGACUUCUCCCAUCCUCCAGUGGGCACCCCCCUGAACCUGGUGUCCUUCCCAGCCCUGGCCUCCUCAACGCUGCCUCCUGGUGCCUCCUCCUCCUCCUCCAGCAACACCUCCUCAUCUUCUCCAGCUGCCAUUCCCACCACACUGCCUUCCUCCGCCAUCGUAUCGCCACCCUCCUCUUCCUCGCCUUCCAGCAUGGUGAAGAAGCAGCGGCCUCUGCUGCCUAAAGACUCGGGGGCCUCGCCUCAGACUCUAACGCCGCAGCAGCAGCAGCAACAACAGCGCACAGUGGUGUGGAACCCCGCCACUGCCACCAGCGGCGCCAAGUUCCAGACGUCCUCGCAGAAGUGGCAAAUGCAGAAGGUGCAGCAGCAGCAGGGACAGGGUACUCAGGUGCAGACGCAGGCACAGGCGCAGGUGCAGACGCAAGGCGUGUCUGCUGCACAGCAGGCCCAGUCGUCCAGCACGCGGUACCAGACCAGGCAAUCGCUCAAAGGAGCGCAACCAAAGGACUCUUCCCAGGCUGCUGCCUCAGCGUCUGCCUCUGUGUCCUCUUCCCUCCCGUCCUCCUCCUCCUCUUCGGCAGGAGACUUCACCAUCCCCACCGGCUCCGCUGACCAGGCCGCUGACAUCGCCAAGUACACCACUAAAAUCAUGGACGCAAUCAAAGGGACGAUGACUGAAAUCUAUAACGACCUGUCCAAAAACACGUCUGGAAACACCAUUGCAGAGAUCCGCCGGCUGAGGAUAGAGAUUGACAAACUCCAGUGGCUCCACCAGCAAGAGCUCUCCGAGAUGAAACACAAUCUGGAGCUGACGAUGGCGGAGAUGCGUCAGAGCCUGGAGCAGGAGCGUGAGCGGCUGGUGGCGGAGGUGCGUAAGCAGAGCGAGGCGGAGCGUCAGCAGGCGGUGGACGAGACCAAGAAGAAGCAAUGGUGUGCCAACUGCCGCAAGGAGGCCAUCUUCUACUGCUGCUGGAACACCAGCUACUGCGACUACCCCUGCCAGCAGGCCCACUGGCCCGAGCACAUGAAGUCCUGCACGCAGUCAGCCACUGCAUCCCAGCAGGAGACGGAGGCGGUCGCCCCAUCGGAAGCUCUGGCCAGACCAUCCGGCCAGUCCCCCAGCGCCCAGCAGCAUCCCUCCCCAGCCAUGGCUGCCUCUGGCCAGGCCAACAGAGACCCUUCACCCGCCUCCUCUGGCCCAGGAGUCAGCGUCUCCUAACCUUAUACAUACCCUCCACAGUGAGGGGAACCCUGGAUUCAGAAGCUAUAGUCCAGUGCCACAUUCUCCAUCUAACCUUGUUUUUACGUGUACAAUUAAAACAUUUGGGCAGGUAAAAGUAGGUCUUGGAUUAUGUGGCACUGGAUUGUAGCUCUGAAUCCAGGUUGCCCAUCACUGAACCUACACACCCCCUCCUCACGCACUGCUCCGCUCACUGCCUGUGUGCCUGUACAUAAAUAUACAGUAUAUUGUUAUUAUUAUUAAUAUUAUAAAUGUUGUAUCUGUAUGUCACCGCGUUCUUGUCACAUACGUCUUAUACUAUGGACCUGUAUUGCAAAGGCCGGACUGAGCUUCAUACACCUCCUUUGGGUAUGGAAGGGCUGCAAACGAUUACCCAUCAUCACCACAUCAAGGAAUUGUGGAUGACAUCAAAAUGAAAAAUUGUGUUUUAUAUAUAUAUAUAUAUAUAUAAUUUUUUAUUUUGCCUGUUUUUUUUAUUUUGUUUUUGUUUCUACGACUUUUGUUUUGGUCCUUAACAAAUGUGGGCGAAGCACCACAAUGAAAAUAUCAAAUAUUGUAAAUGUGAAACAUCUUUUAUACGACACAUAUAGUUCAUGGGGGGAAAAAAACUUUUUACAGAAAUGGUGGUUGCACUUUGAAGUGCCUGCUGGAGAUAUCAUUCAUAUCAUUCUAUGAACUGUGGAAAUAAAACUGUUUUGUGAAUAGAUGGGCUAUCGGAAUAUCCAUUUCAAGACUACAUGAACUCGUCAUCACUUACACUAUGAAAGACUCUUCAGACUCUGUACUGUGACUGUAAGCACAGAGAAAGGAGCUCACAAGAGAAGAAACCUCAUGCAGGAGAACAUUAAAUGGCUGUGCAUUUCUUGUGAGCAUGUAUUUUUUUCUGUCUAUGUCUCACAAAUGUUAUUGUUUACAUAUUGUAAAUAAAAAGUGGGGUUGGUGGUAAACUUAA